AACAAGCCCUGCCCCUUCGAUACGCCAGGGGGGGAAUUGAGGAUCAUCGUUCUCUCCUCCCGUCCUGUCGCGCUGCCCAGUAUGAAAUGUGUCUGGUAAGCAGAAGCGGUAAGGGCCGCGUCGAAGGUGGGCGAAAGCGGUGGAGCGGUGUAAACGAAAAUAAAGUCUUAUAUAUACGAACGGCACGCGAAUACAACCAUGCCAUUUCACUGUUUGCCUUGCGACGAGCUAGCCGCAAGGUCCACGCGCCAACAGCAGCCAAGUGAGGUCGAUUGUUUUGUUGUUAUUCUUCUUGAGGAAGCUGUCCGCGUUUUGUCGUGUGAGUGUGCAAGUUCCGCGAAAACGGAAAAACCGCGCAAAAUUUCAAGAGAUCAGUUGACAGGACGAUCAGUGCGCGAACAGUGUGUGACGUGUGCGUGCCACAUAUCCAGUCAAGCGAAACAAGGUGCUACCUAAAAUGUGCUGCCUGCAACGCCUUCUCGAUACCAGCCCUUUGCUUCAGCCCCCAAAGGCAUCGACAAGAGCCAUCCCAACAAGGACUGCCGGCUGUGAAGCGAUGGGAAAACCCGACAACCCGCUGCACCAGGACGUACUGCAGAAGGCGACGCGCGCAACGCGUGUUUUAUUCCACUACCUUCGCAAUCAAUCAACGCGCUUCGAACGCAGCCCACUGUUCAAGAUACUGACGAGCACAACGCAGCCGAGCCACGCGAUAUCCGCCAUCGUACUGUCACUAGUGGUGGUUGCCCUAUGGCCGAACCUGAUCGGUAGCUCCGCGUCGAGCAAAUGCGCCCAAAGUCAGCAGGAUCUGGCUACCGAGCAGAGCAGUACUCUUACCCAGAUAGCCUACCUGGGCUCGUUCGCGGUACACUUUGGAGCCCAGAUCUGGAUGACAUUCGUUUCGGGACUUGCGCUGUAUUUCUCCCUGCCGCGUCACACCUUUGGCCGAAUCCAGGAGGUCCUAUUCCCGAAGUACUUCACACUCGGCACAAGCCUCAGCACCGUCAGCUUGCUUGGCUUCGUCGAACUGCGCCGCACUAAGCAACCGGAGCUAGCCGGGCGUCAUCUGGCCCACUGGGAUACGAGCGAUCUGGUGCAAAUCGUGGCGCUCGGUGCAACGGCUGCACUGGAGCUUUUCGUACGCCUAUACCUAGCACCACCGAUGCUCCGAUUGAUGCACGAAAAGCACCGCAUCGAGGCACGGGCGGAUCUCGGCCAGGAGGUAGGCCAGUUCGACGGCGUUGGUAAUGGUCGGCUCGAACGCUCCCAGCACUACAAGCGAACGCACAAAAAAUUCCGUCAGAUCCAUAUGACGAUCGCGAUACUAAACAUGAUCACACUCAGCUGCACCUGCGUGCACCUUCUGUACCUAGCGACACGUAUUCAAAUCUAGACCCGCAGAACCUACCGAUAAAGUCAAUCUUCUCGCACGCGGGGCCGGUCUUGCUCGGAGUUCAAACCCGCGCCGCCCGGAUCAAGUACCCACCGGCAUGUCAACGUAUGGUUAUCUCAGAGCCUCCGGCCGUUCAUAUAAGGUUAAGUUAUUUAUUUCCUAACAUAGCAGUAUAGAGCAAGAAAAUUGUAUCGUAGGAAUAACAAACGUGUGUUCAGCGUAACGAGAGAGAGAGUGUAACACUAGAGAGCUCAAGCCAAACGCUUCAGUAUCUCCACUUUGCAAAGCAACAAUCUCACAAAAAGAAAUAAUGUGCCGCAGCACACAUUGUCAGCAUCUCUUUGAGAUAGUUGAAGCUAUCGCUAGAGCAUUUGAACCUGCUGGUAUUUCCUUGUAAGAAAGUGUAGAACAUAUGUAGAAACCGAAGCAGACGGCAUUUAAUAGGACAGUGCACCACAACAUAACAGCCCACCAGUAUUGUUUUCUUGUAAAGCACAUAAAAAAAACUUUACUAGUUAGAAACAAGUAUUUUGACCAUUCAAAAAGUUCCUACAUCUACGUGAUUGAACUCAUAUGGAUUGCCAUGAUGUGUAGUGCCAUAUUUAGAAUAUAGGAGUAAAAGAUUUGGACAUGUUGCAUGACCACAACCCGUGAGAGUAGUAUUUAAACGUUCACCGGAUUAAUUAUCCUACACAAAGCAAACGGUUCGCCUGACGCACUUAUUUGAUUUUUUGACAUUAAAAUAUAAUCGUAUGAGUCAAAUGUAUCCUAAACGUCUUGUCUAUCUCGAAACGGAAAUAAUAUCGGAAAUGCACAAAAAAAGGUAAACAAAUAUCAAUAUCGUUCAUCGAUAAAUAACCAAUUAAAAUGAAAUAAUAGGCCUCGCA
This is a messenger RNA of Anopheles coustani, 2280 nucleotides long. RefSeq names its product transmembrane protein 205. The record is from RefSeq and is a predicted model, not a curated record. NCBI's taxonomy places the organism in Eukaryota, Metazoa, Arthropoda, Insecta, Diptera, Culicidae. Bases 458 to 1393 code for a protein of 311 amino acids. The transcript has 3 exons.